Molecule: messenger RNA, 6843 nt
Organism: Solenopsis invicta (red fire ant)
Lineage: Eukaryota; Metazoa; Arthropoda; Insecta; Hymenoptera; Formicidae
Product: mucin-5AC
Exons: 9
Coding region: 1618-4686 (1022 amino acids)
Source: RefSeq, a predicted model, not a curated record
CCACGCCUCUUGCCGCACAUCGAGCCGCCGACGAUGCGCGUUGUUUCACUUUGUUUUUUACGUCAUGUGCAACAUACGGGUUUCGAUGAAUCGACUCGACAACGGAGCAACUCUGAAGAAAUGACUUUUUCCGAACUCCUCCCGGAUUAAGCCGAGCCUAUUAACGACGAAUAUUCAACGGCAGACACACUACCGCAUACUAGAAAGAUUAUUCGUCGAGAUGAUCGAGACACAGUGACGUCGGGAAGUCGAGUCGUCGUCGACACUUCAAAUCUUGCGCACUUAUUCCGUGUUUUCCUGCCUUGCCCUAACCUCGAAGUCCUCGAACAUCCCGCGAAUCAUUCCCGCAGAAAUCAACCAGCUCGUUUCUUUCGAGAUUCAUUCGAGUUAACUGGCGAUCAGCUGAUGGGAUAAUGGUAGCGCAUGAAGUACACUCCUAUUAGCUCCGACUCCUCUUCCCGCUCUAAAGUUCGAUCGACGCGAGAGUCAACUCGACUGGACGCAGCGAGGGAGUCGAGGGACUCGAAAUCCAAUCGAUAUCCCGGAAUCCCGGUUGAAUGGACAUUUAUAUUUAGGACUGGGUGUUUACGCGUAAAAUACAAGGUUGGAAGGUGCAACGUGCGACGCAGCCUACGAAGAGCGGAUCUCGGAUGAAAAAAAGGAGAAGCGGAGAGAAAAACUCCUUACUCCGUCCUCGGAGCUGAACCAAAUCCCAUUUUGCUUGGCGCGAAAACUCGCUGCCGAUCGGUCGCUGUCGGCACAAAUGGUGGAGCCAGGGGCGGGGAUGAGGACAGGGCGAGGAGGGCACGCGCGAUCAACUUCGUUUCGGUGCGACCGUGCGCACUCGAGCGAGGACCAGCAUAGCGCGCCGAUGGCAGCGUAAACGCUCGCGUCGCCGCCGCCGACGACGAGCGAGAGAGAGAGAUUGGGACUCUUGGUGCGCGACUCUCGGUACGCCGAAACCGUACGCCUGCCAGCCGGGGAAGUGUGCAAGGGGGAUACGAAAGAAAGAGACACGAAAGAGAGAGAGAGAGAGGGAGGCGAGAGAUCGAGUGCAUAAGAUUCAUCAAAGUGCGUGCGUGCGUGCGUGCAUGUGCUGCGUUGUGCUGCGCUACGCCUCAGUAAAUUCACACUCCCUCGAAAGGAAGAGGGAGCGAUAGAGAGAAGAGGUCGUCGAGCGGGACAGGGGAGAGGAGAGCGAGAGAAGAAACGGGGAAGAAGAGAGACGCACGCUCGUGGCGCGUUCGCGACGAACGGGCGCGCAACACCGCACAACACACGGCGAUCGCCGCGGAGAGAGAGAAGACUGCCGAGGUUCGGAGCGGACAGAGGCGGAGGAGACGAGGCGAGACGUGUGACGUGACGUGACGUUACGUUACGUUACAUUGAGAACGCGUCGCGGGCCCGCCGCCGUUGUCGUCGUUCAUCGGAGUGUGUAGGACUCCUCACGCGGCCCGCGGCUUCGAGAGGAGUCGAGUUGCCGGAGUCGCACACGCGUCCCGCCGCUCGCUCGCUCGCUCUCGCCUGCCGACGCGGAUCGGGGUUGUCACCGCCUCCACCGCCGGAGUUGUCGUCGAGGCCGAAGCACUACGUGUCGCUGACCACCUGCCGGACAGCAUGGACAUGUCCAAGAGCCUGUUUGCGGAAAUCCUCGUCUUGCAACAGAAACUGAAGAGCGCGAUACUCGAGCAUCAGACAAUCGUGGAAAGGCUGAAGGAUGACCCAGAUAACCAAAAUAUACUCGGCCAGAUAAAGAAAAUCGAGUUGCACAUCUUAAGUUUGGGAAAAUGCCAGAAUGAGAUUGUGGAGCGGCUGCGCGAGGAGAUAAACGCGUCCAAGGCAGACAACGCGAACGGAUCGAAAAUUUCUAUACCGUCUCUGCUUGGACUGAACAACAAUCACAUUACGAACAAUAAUGAAACGAAGCAUGAAGCGGCCGCCAAUGGUUUCGAGACGAAGCCUUCGAAGGAGGACUACGAAGAAGUUGUCAGGAAUGGCGAUGUUCAUCAUUCACGGUCACAAGAGAACGAUUGUGCAAAGCUACGUCCUAGCUCAGUGGAAACCGUCUCCGGCGAAGAUGACGUCGUUGAGGUGUCGUUGGACGAGAAUUCCGAUGAUAAGCAAGAGGAAGUGCAAAAGGAACACAACAUCGAAUCGCCCGAGAAGUACAAUUACCUGCAUUGCCUCGGGCUUAUUACCAAGACCAAAUGUAUGGAGUUACAGAAGAAGAGAGUGGAAAGAAAACGUCGAAGCACAGCGAACCCGCAAUUCGUAUACUCUAUGUUCGAACAACCAUCCAAGCGGAAGAGGUACUCGUAUUUGCAAUCUGGAAAUGCACCUCACACUCGUCAGACAACAGCACGUAUGAACGGCCCAUCGCCUCCACCUAACAAAACUCAGCCAACCAAAUCUACCUCGCCUCCAGCGCAGAUGGUAACGAAGUCGUUGAUCCCAAUCCAAAAAUCCACCACAAGGCCAAAUAUCCUCAGAAACGCGGACAGCAAAGUCUUCAUCAAUAAAAAUAAAACGGAAGAUAAUCCAAUGCGACUGUCCGUAUCUAGUGCCAAAUCUGUUCAAUCGAUAGGUAACAACAAGGCUGUUCACAUACCCGGAUUACCGUCUAGUUUAACCAUCGAAAGGAUUGGGAGUGACUCUAUUGUGUGCAUCCGUUGUGAAAAUCCAGGUUCGUUAACAACGUGCAAGAAUUGCUCAAGUAACUAUCACGUUUCGUGUCAUACUCGAUCAUCGCCUCCACCCAGAAUCUGUCCAAAAUGUGUACUUGCAAUGGAUGAGGAAGAAGACAUCGAAAAGGAUGAAGAAGGAGAGGAACCGACAGAAAGCGAGAACAAAUUGCUACGUUACAAAAAGGACGAAAAAUUCGCUACAACAGCGAAUGCGUCAGGAUUUACUGGGGAAGCAAGAGAAGACUCAGAAGUCUAUAAAGCGUCUGGUGGACUUCAUAAAGUUGAUGCAGCUCAGAAAAAACGCAUCCUCUCCAACGUCUUCGGCGUCAAUCAGCUGCCUGCCUCAACCUUCCUCAUCCCGAUCACCGCGAACAAUGUCUCCACCUCAAACAUCAACCAAUCAGAGAACAACAUGCUCACCUCAUCAGACUUCGAUACCGAAUACCAACAAGACACCGUACAUCGCAACCAUCACGUCGUCAAUGACUACUCACAACCAAACGUCACCUAUAUCCAAGAAGAUCAGGUGUCCCACUCCUACCAAUUGCCCAGUACCACCACCGUCCAGCCAGAAAAGCAUCAAUCAUACCUCAUCGUCAAGAAAAUCGCCAAGCCAGCUAGAAGGUCCAAUCAGUCUUCUGGCGGUAAAACCGAAGACCAGUGUCGCUCUGCAACCAACAUUUUCAACUAUCAAUUGCCGACCAGUUGCAGCACUACCAUUCAGACCAACCUCCAACCCGUCAUCACCAAAUCCCUGUUCUACGAUUGUAACAACCGUAAGAAACAAGCCAAUCGUACAACCUCAUUCCAACCAAUCACCAUAUCAAAAUUGUCAAAUUCUCUUUACUCCAUCUCGAACGACUAUCAGCUGGACCGAGCAACCCUCAACGGCAAAAAGCCCUGGGCCAAACUCACACGUGGUAAACUCUGUGUCAAUCAGUCAACCAGAUCAGCCGCAGAAAUCCUAUUGUCUUCUUGCGGCGACGUCGAGAAUAACGGCAACGAACAGCAACGACCAAGAUCAACCGGAUCAGCGGAGGAAGCAGUUGCAACGUCGAAUCUCGAUGGUCAUGGCAAGCGCCGAUCAAGAAGCUUCUUCCACUCACUGUUCCCAAGCCAUAACCUGUCCCAUACCAUCACCAGUCGUACAUUCGAGUUACGAGACCCAAACGACCGAGACUACCCGCUCCUACGACAGCAGCUCUGCCGCGAGGAACACGAACUGGAGCUGCAUGAGCAGCCAGACGACAAGCCAGCAACAGUCCAGCUCCAGCGGCGCGCUCUCACGCGGUUCUUCGAGCACGUGAAAUUGGAAGAAGCGCAUAUACCAGCGCCACUUAGAACAAAGCUAGCACACAAGGAUGAGGUCGGUGAUAACGACGAUGACGACGAGAUUGCCCGGGAGGACAGCCCGUCCGACGAACAGUACGAUGACGGUGGUGCCGUUGUUAAAGCUCCAUUGUUGACGUCAUGCGACACGGACAAUGACCGCAUGGUUAUUAGCCUUCCUUGGCUAACUGACGAUUCGGAAAAUGCCUGCGACGACGACAAUAUCGCGAGCGAAGAACCCAUUCGUCAUCUUUCGACGCAAUCUGACGAUUACACAGAUUACGAGUUCGUUCACGUUGACCCACGAUCGUCGGUGACUCUACGGCAUUCAGCUGAACGCGAGAACGAUCGAUCGACGAUAACGACAACGGCGGCACUGCGCAUUGCACAAAGCAAUCUUUCGGAGCUUCGUAACGAGGUUUCAGUUCCUGAUGAUAAGGCUGACACCGAGAAACAAGACUUACCCAGUGGUGGGCGAUUAAGAAGUAGAAGCAAUAGCAGCAGCAGUAGCAGCAGUGGCCAUAGCGAUACCCCUGAACAAGCGAUGAACGUGAACGAUCUCACAAAUGACUUUAAUAUUCUGGCUAAGAUGGGUCUCAUUUCUCCAGGGGAAAGAAGCAAGGAGUCAAACAAGUCGGCGAUGGCGAGUGAGGCUGACGCCGCCACUGGUUAGACAUAGUUAGAUUAAUUAUGCGUUGACGUUAAGGCUCCUGGUUCUUCAUUGAAUCACGAGCACGUUUCGACAACGAGGAACCAUACAGACUUUUUUCUUGCACCAUACUAUGUUGAGUAAAUUAUUUUUUCUUCUCGCCAGUCACGUUCAGUAAUACGCAGAUUAGUAAAUAUACAAAUUAUUCUAAUUAGCAAUCGUACAUACGUGUAUAAUUGAAUCGGCAUGUGUGUCCUGCAUCUGCAGCGAAAACGGAUUUUUUGACGCAGAUGAACGAGAUUUAUUUAAUAUGCCAUGAUCGAAAAAGAAAUAUACUACUUUUAUGCUGUUAGACAAGCAAUUGAUGGCACGAGAAGGAAAAAAGAUAAAUGUAUGAUGCAAGAAAAAAACACAAGAGCCUUAACAUUGUCGAUCGUACUCAUCGUUACUCCUAAUCGCACUCGAAAACUCGCGACACGUAUCGCGUUUUCUCGAAAAAGAAAGCGGCGCGCGGGCAAAUUGCCAUAGCAAUUAUAUCAGUAUACGAUCGCAUUAUAAGAGAUAUUUUAAGAAUAAAUAACGACAUCCCUUGAACAUUUUUAUGCGGAGCGUCAUACCGUACCUCCUAAUGUAUUGUGGCCUACGACGCGGAGGAUGAAGACGUUGCUACAAUCGUGUUAAUUGUUUUACUUCGUGAAUAAUUUUGAAACUCGCCCAAUGGUUUCACGCGAUUGAAGAUUUUAGAGUAGAUUAUCUGAGACCAGGUGUGCUUCUUUUACUAAAGUUUUUCCUUCAUUUCUUGUAUGCAUCUACGAUUGUUGAAACUUUCUCCGAAGAAGGAUCUGCGUGUUUCUUUCGUAAUGGAAUUUAUCUUUAUACUCAAUAUGUAUACGCGUGCAGGAGGGUGCGUCCGAAAUUGCGAAACACGACCGGAAGAGGAAAUCACUAGUUUCAUUCGUGUCGGUGUUCGUAACGUUAGGAUGUUUUGAUUUCUCUCAGUUCAACAAACUUGCCUAUCCAAGUUGUUAGUCCUUGAUGGCAAGAUGAACGGUAACUAAGAACGCAAUGAUACGAUUCUUCACGAAUGGAGCCAAGAGUGAUAAGCCGAAUCUAGGCCGAAUUGGGCCAAAUCGAUUCUCCCGGAAACAGAUCUCGUUUUAUAUUCUGCGUUUCCGACUUUCUUCCAAGAGAUCCCUCAUCUGGUUGUGCGCCACGAUUUUCAAAGAAACCCCCUUCGCGUCUAGAUAAACCGAGCACAUAUCCGAGGCGUCGCGCGAAUAUCUCAUCUUGAGAGAAAAAAAGGACACGGGAGGAAGCCUAACUAUUACGUAAAUCAAGUCACAUUACCAUACUGCCUUAAUAGUAAAGUAAAAGUGGUACUUUUUAAAAACCGGCGAUCGGCGGAGAGCCGAUCACGCAGCCCGGUAGAACGCGGAUCGCGACGCGACGCGGUCGCAAUUUGACGGUUAGGCGAUCGGAGAACGAGAGCAAUCACAGUGGAAUAAUACAAUUAAUCAAAUUCUCGUUACCAUAAUCGAAAGCGUUAGAUAUUAAGGACCAUCGUCUAUAAGUUCCAUAAAGCGACGGCGAUAAAGUCGAUCGUCCUGUUUCUCACGAAAGUUGUAUUCUUGCCGGAGGCAGUUCGUGAAGACAAGAAAAGGGAGAUAGUAAGAAUUGUGUGUGUGUAUGUGUGUGCGCAUGCGUGUAUGCAUAUUUCGUAAACAAUGCGUUUCGUCGAUGCGAACUUCGACGUUUAACGUUAUGAUUUUUAUUUGUCUAAAAUUUUUUUUUCGUCGCGAAUGGAGCAGAGCUGUGAUCCUUUGCAGCGUUUUUUUUCUGCAAAAGGGACCGAGAUGGGUGAGAGAUUGUUCGAAAGUAACUACAAUUACUUUGCCGUGAAAGAUAUCGACGAUGUUAGUAUUAUUUCUUUUUUUUUUAUCCCCGAGAUUGAAUUACACGCGAGCUGAUUUAUUCGUUCUAUUUAUUUGAUGUUUUAACAUUAAGUAUUCGCCAAGCGAAUUAUAGUAUUAACCAUCAGUUUUUUGCCCGUUAUAUACAUCUAAUGUAAAAAUAAGAAAAACGAAAGAAGAGAAGAGAAUUGUUAUAUGCAGCGUAGGCAACGAGAAACUAAGAUCGAGAGAUUCGUAUUUUUUAUGAAAUAAAGACAACUUAAGCAGAGUA